AUGUCGGCAGAGCACGAUCACGACCACGACCACGACCACGAGGUCGCCGGCGAUGACGUCGAGCUCCGUGACGAGGAUGUCGUUGAGAUUGUGGAGGAUGACGGACCCGCCGGCGAGCCGAUGGACGACGACGACGACCUCGCCGGGUACGAUGGCGAGAUUGUCAUUGGCGGCCCUGGCCCCGACGACGAGGACAUGGAGGAGGUGGAGCAGAUUGAGAUUGAAGACAACAGCUGGGGUGGUAGCUCCGCGCACGAGUCUGGACAGUCCAUCUUUGCUCUUCACCUGCACCCGGCGUUCCCCAACCCCCCUCUAGCCGUGAGCGGUGGCGAGGACGACAUGGCCUUCAUCUUCUCGCCUGUCCCCGCCGCUUCGGGCAGUGAGAUCAACUCGGACUCGUUCACACCCAUCCCCCUGGCCGGCCACACCGACUCGGUUGUCGCUGCCGAGUGGAGCCACGAUGGCAACAUGGUUGCUACUGGUGGCAUGGACGGCAAGGUCCGCGUGUACAAGCGCGGCAACGCUGAGAGCUGGACCGAGUGGCCCCUCGCCGUCGAGGUGGAUGCCGGAAGCGAGGUGCAGUGGGUGCACUGGCACCCCCGCGGCCCCGUGCUUGCUGCUGGUUGCGAGGACUCGAGUGUUUGGCUCUGGCAGAUGCCCUCUGGCGAUGUCAUGACCGUCCUCUCGGGCCACACCUUCCCCGUUACCGCCGGUGUCUUCCCCCCUCCCGCCGGUCGCCAGAUUCUCACUGCUUCGCUCGACAGUACCCUCAUCCUCUGGAACCCCUCGACCUCGGUGCCCAUGUUCAAGACCUCGGUCUUCUGCCCCCCCAACUUCCCCGAGCUCGACCCCGCCGAGCACGGUAUCACCGCCUUGGCCGUCGCCCCUGCAGGCAACCUCGCCGCCGUCGGCUCGGCCUCGGGCCAGGUCAAGGUCGUCUCCCUCCCCAAGGGUGAGGUCGUGAGCAAGUUUGAGGGUCACGCCGAGGGUGAGAGUGUCGAGGCCCUCGCCUUUGUCGACGUCCUCGGCGGCGCCGGCGGUGGUAAGGGUGUCGUCCUCGUCUCGGGUGGUACCGACGGCAAGGGCUUUGUCUGGGACGUCGCUACCAGCAAGGUGCGCGCCGAGCUCAAGCACGAUGAACCCAUCACCUCGCUGGCCGUGCACCCCGCGCCUGCGCACUACCUCGUCACCUCGGCGAGCGCGGACCGCACUCUCAAGACCUGGGACGUGCGCACUGGUGCUCUGAUUGCCGAGCACAAGGGCCACGGCGGCGUUGUCAACGGCGUCGCUGUUGCUCCUGCCCCCGGCGCCGAGCCUUCCUCCAACGGCCUGCCUGCUGCGCAGGCGAUUGUGUCUGGUGGUGACGAGGGUGUGUCGCUCGUCUGGCGCAUCUAG
Messenger RNA from Apiotrichum porosum, 1395 nucleotides. RefSeq lists its product as uncharacterized. The record is from RefSeq and is a predicted model, not a curated record. Gene Ontology annotation, molecular function: protein binding. Bases 1 to 1395 code for a protein of 464 amino acids. The transcript is spliced from 3 exons. Lineage: Eukaryota; Fungi; Basidiomycota; Tremellomycetes; Trichosporonales; Trichosporonaceae.